UUAUUAACACAACAAUAACAACAAUAAAUAAUCAAAAAUCCAUUCAAGAGUCAAUAUCCAUGGAAAACUUAGAUGUGGUGGUGGUGGUGGUGCCUUUUGUAGCACAAGGUCAUCUCAACCAACUCCUCCACCUCUCCCGUCUUCUAUCCACCUAUAAUCUACCGGUCCAUAUCGCCGGAACCACCACCCACAACCGCCAAGCAAAGCUUCGUAUCCACGGCUGGAACCUCAACUCCGACACAAAUAUCCACUUCCAUGAGUUUGAAACACCUCAGUUCGAAUCUCCUCCUCCAAACCCUAAUUCCUCCACAAAAUUCCCAUCACACCUUAUCCCAUCAUUCAAAGCAUCAUCUCAUCUACGCGAACCUUUCGUAAAACUACUCGCUAAUAUCUCUAACACUGCGAGGCGAGUCGUCGUUAUUCAUGACUUUCUUAUGAGUACGGUCGUUCAAGAUGUAGUUUCAUUUCCAAAUGUAGAAGCCUAUGUAUUUCAUUGUGCAUCGGCUUUUACUACGUUUUCAUACAUGUGGGAAGAGAAAGGAAGACCGUUUUUAGAAGAUGACGAUGAAUCUUAUAUGCACCUUUCAAAGCUUGCUAAUAUUCAAGAUCUUGUCCCUCCAGAAUUUUUUGAGUUCAUUUAUACUCAUGUUGGAUGUGAGAAGUUUAAUUCCGGCAAUAUUCACGAUACUUCCAAAGUAUUUGACAGUAAAUUCAUCGACUAUAUUUCGAGAGAAGGGCUUUCUGGUAACACAAAGCAAUGGGCAAUUGGUCCUUUUAAUCCAGUGUCCAUAAACAACAACGAAGACAAAGACUCAGGAAAACGACACAAGUCACUCAUUUGGCUCGAUAAACAAGUUCAAGACUCGGUGAUAUAUGUUGCAUUUGGGUCCACAACUUCAAUAUCUGAUGAGCAGAUUCAAGAACUUGCUAUUGGAUUAGAGAAGAGUGGACAAAAGUUUAUAUGGGUGCUAAGAGAUGCUGAUAAAGGUGAUAUCUUUAAAGGUGAAGGUAGGAAUAUUGAAUUGCCAAAAGGGUUUGAAGAAAGAGUUGAAGGACAAGGUUUAGUGGUGAGGGAAUGGGCACCACAGCUAGAGAUAUUGGCUCAUAUCGCAACAGGCGGAUUCAUGAGUCAUUGUGGUUGGAACUCGAGCAUGGAGGGCAUUACUAUGGGUGUUCCGAUUGCGGCUUGGCCUAUGCAUUCAGACCAACCAAGAAACGCUACGCUAAUAACUGAUGUAUUAAAGAUUGGGGUGAAUGUAGGGGAUUGGGGGCGUAAUGGUGAGGUAGUAACAUCUUCUGUUAUUGAGAAAGCUAUUCGAAUAUUGAUGGAUUCUGAUGAGGGCAAAGAGAUAAGGAAAAGAGCCAACAAACUUGGUGAAGAUGUUAGGCAAUCUUUGGCAGAAGGUGGUGUUACACGUAUGGAGAUAAACGCUUUUGUUGAUCAUUUCACUAGACAAUAAAUAUGUGAAAACAGUUUUUAAGUAAUUUGAUUUCAAUGUAUUGAUUAUUUAUGUGUGUGUUUUAACAAUAUAAAAAGCUUUUCUUUAUCAUCAUUACUUUUGAAAAGCUUUGAUUUCAA
Molecule: messenger RNA, 1579 nt
Organism: Helianthus annuus (common sunflower)
Lineage: Eukaryota; Viridiplantae; Streptophyta; Magnoliopsida; Asterales; Asteraceae
Product: zeatin O-xylosyltransferase
Exons: 1
Coding region: 60-1460 (466 amino acids)
Molecular function (GO): UDP-glycosyltransferase activity
Source: RefSeq, a predicted model, not a curated record